Messenger RNA from Penicillium canescens, 1344 nucleotides. RefSeq names its product metal-dependent hydrolase family protein. NCBI's taxonomy places the organism in Eukaryota, Fungi, Ascomycota, Eurotiomycetes, Eurotiales, Aspergillaceae. Gene Ontology annotation, molecular function: hydrolase activity, acting on carbon-nitrogen (but not peptide) bonds. The coding region runs from base 1 to 1344 and encodes 447 amino acids. The record is from RefSeq and is a predicted model, not a curated record. The transcript has a single exon.
AUGUCACAAACCAACCUCCCCGGGUCCGAUAUCAAGCCAUGGACCCGCCCCGCGCCAAAGGGAUACAAGUUCACCAACGCCAACAUCGUGGACAUUGAAUCCGCCACAAUCAAAGAGAACUCAACGCUAGUAACAAUCGAGGGUAAAAUAGCCUACGUCGGCUCAAAUCCACCCGAGUCCGUACUAGCAGCCGACUUCGAAACAGUGGACUGCCAAGGCAAAUACCUCUGCCCAGGUCUCUUCGACGCGCACGUCCAUCUAUGUGCAGUCCCUGGCUUCACAGAUUUAUCCAAAGCCUUCGGUAACCCGAAUGAUGUACACCUCCUGCGACAGCCAUACACGGCAUCGCAGAUGCUACACCGCGGUUUCACCAGCAUACGCGACUGUGGCGGUGCGCAACUUGCCCUGAAAGAAGCCAUCGAGGACGGCGUCUUUCCAGGACCUCGACUUUUCCUUUCUGGCCAUGCGCUGUCCCAAUUUGGAGGACAUGGUGAUCUGCGCGGAUCGCAUGAAGCUACUGGCUGCUGUGGCGGUACCCAUAGCAACAACCAUCUCGGUCGGAUGUGCAACGGCGUACCGGAAUGCAUGUCUGCUGUUCGCGAAGAGAUUCGUUGUGGUGCUGAUUUCAUUAAGAUCAUGGGUUCUGGCGGUGUGGCUUCUCCCACGGAUAAGCUGGAACAUCUUCAAUUUACCGCUGCGGAGAUCCAGGCUAUGGUGGAAUGUGCCGAUAAUGCUGGGACUUUCGUCACGGCUCAUGCGUACACCGUCAAGGCUAUUCGGCACUGUAUCGAUAAUGGGGUUCGCGGCAUUGAGCAUGGAAACUUCGUUGACCCGCCUACCGCGAAGAUCAUGGCUGAGAAGGGUAUCUAUUUGACACCUACACUUAUCGCGUAUGCCCAAAUGGCAUCGGAGAAAUGGAAGCAUUAUCUGCCUAUUGAAUCCCAAACGAAGAAUCAGGUUGUGCUGAAAUCUGGGCUUGACGCUUUGCGAGUUGCUUCGGAGGCUGGUGUCACUAUGUGUUAUGGGUCUGAUUUGCUAGGACCAUUGGGAUCAGCACAGACGCAUGAAUUUGCUUUGCGAUCGCAGGUUCUAACGCCUAUUGAGGUCCUGCGCAGUGCCACUAUUAACCCGGCGAAGAUGAUGGGUUGGGAGGAUGCUAUUGGUCAGAUUAAGGAGGGCUUCUAUGCUGAUAUUGUGGUUCUGAAUAAGAAUCCGCUGGAGGAUGUUACUGUUUUUGAUAGACCUGACGAACAUGUUCUUGGGGUUAUGAAGGAUGGUCGUGUUUACAAGAGCAGAUGGAAUGCGCUGCUUGAGAAUGGUCAGAUUCCUGUUCGAGUUCAAUGA